This is a messenger RNA of Colletotrichum chrysophilum, 441 nucleotides long. RefSeq lists its product as uncharacterized. Bases 1 to 441 code for a protein of 146 amino acids. Lineage: Eukaryota; Fungi; Ascomycota; Sordariomycetes; Glomerellales; Glomerellaceae. The transcript has 2 exons. The record is from RefSeq and is a predicted model, not a curated record.
AUGACUACACCGGGAAAGGAAGACAGCAUCAAUAGCGCUGACGAACAUGUUGCUUUUAUCGGACUGAUGCGUGGCCUGAUCAAAGAGGCCAAUAGGCGGGAGAUAGUUUACUUGUUGUUGGUGCUGACCAGGUGGCAGGUAGAAAUCUUUGACUGGGUCUACGCCGCUGGCCCUCGUGUGAUAUUGCAGGCCAAAGCGAAUGGCCGGUCUCACCAUGAUCAACCAUAUGUCAACGAUCUCGUUUUCUUCAUGGACUUCGUUGACGUCAACAAUGCUGCUGUCGACGAGUUUACUGAAUUCCACAAGCAGGAAAAGCAUCAGGACCGAGCCGGGCUGCCCAAAUUGACUUUCAUUCGUGAAUACAUCGAUUCGGCAUUUUUCAAGGGGUACAUGGACGAAGAAAUGAAGCGCGCGAAAAGCAACAACAUGCCCUCCACAUAG